UUAUAUAUCAGCGUGACGUUUUGUGUUUUGACCUCCAACCUCCGCGUCAUUUCCUCAGUUGCACUUGCACAACGUGAAAGAUGGCAGAGAAAGACCCGAACAGCGAAUAUGCCAAGAGAAUUGACCCGACAAAGGAGGGUUUGUCGAAGGACCAGCUGAAAUUCAUCCAGCAAGUGGAGAUGGAACAAUGGAGGAAGAGGACGCAGAGGCUAAAGGGCAGAAAUGUGGCCACGGGCCUCGCAAUUGGUGCCAUAACCAUGGGCAUCUAUGGCUACACAUUCUAUUCCGUGCGACAAGAAAAGAUCAUGGACGAAAUUGACGAGGAGGCAGCAAGACUAACCAGGUCGCAAGUACCGAAGACAGGGGCCAACUGAGAAGGGGAAAGGAAUAUGUGUAUGGAAAGCCAGGCUUAUUCCUCCAACAUUGUCUUCGAGCCUGUAUAAACUGUUUGCACUGACUGACUGUCGGACAGAAGUGGACACAUCUUUCCACCACCAUCCUCUUGACAGGUUGCUGACAUACUUUCAAACGGACACUAGGUGGCGCAAUGGGACAACAUUCAACAGAGCAUCCAUAAUAGACUCUGAACUGAGAGGAGAAUAUUCUUUUAGUUCAGUCUUUAUUCUCUGCUCUGUCAAUUCUGUCAGCCUUCUUGGAGGACUGGGUCCUGUGGUGGUAAAAUGGGUAGUUGAAUGAUUUGGUGUCUUUGUGUAAGCCUAUGCUGUUCUUAUGUUCUUGUGCCCACUAGGCCUCCAAGAGCUUGUUUAUUUAGCAAUAGAUGUGCGUCAUAUGGGAAGUGUGAAUAGGCAACUACUUCAUUUAAAAGAUGAUUAUGAAUCUACCAUGCAGCAAUGUCACAGGGGCCUUUGAUUCCAAUCAGAGUAUAAUAGCAAGACCAGUAAAGUAACAGUAAAGUAAGCAUGGAAAUAUAAUAUGUGAUUUGUAAAAUAUAAUAAAUUAUAUUGUGUCAUUA
Messenger RNA from Engraulis encrasicolus (European anchovy), 973 nucleotides. Its product is annotated as cytochrome c oxidase assembly factor 3 homolog, mitochondrial. The record is from RefSeq and is a predicted model, not a curated record. Gene Ontology annotation, cellular component: mitochondrial inner membrane. Lineage: Eukaryota; Metazoa; Chordata; Actinopteri; Clupeiformes; Engraulidae. The transcript has 2 exons. Gene Ontology annotation, biological process: mitochondrial respiratory chain complex IV assembly. The coding region runs from base 81 to 374 and encodes 97 amino acids.